AUGACGGCUACAAUGAUUCAGCAUGUAUUUGACAUGCGAGAAUCUGCUUCUAGGCAGAUUUGGAAGGCGCGUAAUGCUUGGGUGUUUGAGCAAAAAUGGUGGGAUGCAAUGGAGAUAGUUAGAAUUCGAGAAGCUCACUGUUUUGAAUUUUUAAAUUGUAAUGUUGCUCCUUUUGCUACUAUAAGAUCACACUAUUCGGGGCAAAACAGUUAUGGGAAUCCUGUUAGGUGGCAAGCUCCUCCAGUAGACAUGAUCAAAGUUAAUACUGAUGCAUCAUUUUGCGAAGUCUUAUAUCCGUUAGUGGCUGAAGGUUUGGUGUUUCGAAAGGUUAUGGACCAGGUUAUUCGUUGGGGUUACAGUCACAUUGUGUUUGAGAUUGAUGCAGAGGUCAUUGUUGAGGCUGCGAUGUUGGAUGGGUCUUCAUCUCUUUUACUUGGCCCUCUAGUAGAAGAUAUCCGUGAAUGGCUUCAUCAUCACCCUGAUUUUGAUUUGGUGUAUAUGCCUAGAGUAGGGAAUGAGUUGCCUAUGCAGUUGCUGCUUAUACUUUACAAGAGAAAAGUACAUGUUUAUGGGAUGAUAAUUUCUUAG
Molecule: messenger RNA, 588 nt
Organism: Cornus florida
Lineage: Eukaryota; Viridiplantae; Streptophyta; Magnoliopsida; Cornales; Cornaceae
Exons: 3
Coding region: 1-588 (195 amino acids)
Molecular function (GO): nucleic acid binding; RNA-DNA hybrid ribonuclease activity
Source: RefSeq, a predicted model, not a curated record